AUGUCCAGCCGCGGGAUACUGCGACGAAUCUUCAGGUUCAGUCCUCGCUACAUCCUUUUCAUCCACUUGGUGCUGAACGACAUGAUCCAGUUGACAGCAAGCAUUUCCCUCUACAUCUUUGCCCAUACCUUCUACACCAUCUACGUCUCUGUGUGCAUUGUCCUCCUUUUGCCCGCUAUUCUCACAAACACAAACACUCCAUUAAAUCUGGCGUGCAUGGCAGUAGAGUGUUAUAUCUCUGUUUGCAUUCCUCUCCGCUAUGAAAAUAUAUGCACUGUAAAGAAAACCUAUAUUAUGAUAGCUCUUAUGUGGGCAAUAAGCUUGCUCGCUGUCCUGCCUGAUGUCUUCACUCUUUUUAUCACAGAGGAGCUGCAUUUCAUGAAAAUGAGAUUGUUCUGUGACAGGGAAUCUGUGUUCAGAAACAGCUACGGUACAACUAAGAGAGAUGCAUCACAUAUAUUUUUUCUGGUGGUGGUUUGUCUCACUCUGAUUUACACAUAUUUCAAAAUUCUGUUUGCAGCAAAAGCUGUAAAUUCAGAUGCUAGAAAAGCAAGAAAUACUAUCUUGCUUCAUGGUUUUCAAACACUGCUGUGCAUUAUGGUGUAUGUGCAACCUCUUCUAAAGCAGCUUUUGAUAUACUUCCUUCCCAAUCAGAGAAAAUCUAUACAAAAUAUUACUUUUGUGUUAAUUCAGGUCUUUCCUAGGUUUCUUAGUCCAGUUGUUUAUGGAUUGCGAGACAAGGAAUUCAGAAAGUAUUAUAAGAAGGUCACCCACGGCAAACAGGUCCUAGGUGAGGAACUAGACAAAGCGCAGCCCAAAGACCCUUAUGAUGAGUACAAUCUUUGGAUUCUGCGUUCCCUCGCCCGGACGCGGGUCACCGGGGCCCCACUCUGGAGCCAG
This is a messenger RNA of Cyprinodon variegatus (sheepshead minnow), 900 nucleotides long. RefSeq names its product olfactory receptor 2AG2-like. NCBI's taxonomy places the organism in Eukaryota, Metazoa, Chordata, Actinopteri, Cyprinodontiformes, Cyprinodontidae. Gene Ontology annotation, cellular component: membrane. The annotation marks the transcript as partial. Gene Ontology annotation, molecular function: G protein-coupled receptor activity. The record is from RefSeq and is a predicted model, not a curated record. Gene Ontology annotation, biological process: G protein-coupled receptor signaling pathway. The transcript is spliced from 3 exons.